GAUUCUUUUUUCCGUCAGACGUAACGCAUAUACUUUGGAAAUUUUUUCUUCUUGUCUUGUUUUUUUUUCAUAUGAUCGGUCACAAAUCAAGCCAGCAAAAUAAUUCCUGACGGCAGUACACCGUUUCCAAAAUUGGAUAUGCCCAAGCGGAAGCGACAAAAAGUGGAAGAGGAUGUAGAAGAAACGGACCAUGAAGAAUCUGACUUAAGUGAUCACUCUGAACCAGAGUAUGUUCCGAGGGCCACAAGAAGGCGUGUGAAGCCGCUUGCUGUAAACGAUCAAACUUCAGAUGAUUUGCAGCCUCCAAGCUCUAAGCGAACCCGUUCGAGUAAAGAUUUCACUCCUAAACCGGAAAAGGAUGUAGAAGCAACAAGACGUACACGAAAUUCUCAGUCCCCUAUGAAAAAUGGGCUAAAAACAGAAUCAAAAGUUUCAAAAUCUAAGGGAGCUAAAAAUGGAAUAAGUGAUUUGAAAAGUGGGAGAAAAUCGAAAAGUCCAGCGAAAAAUAAUCUCUACGUUGACCAAGGAAUAGUUCGAAGAGCUUCUAGAAUUGUUGCUGAACAGAGCUUAAAAUAUACCUCAGAUAAUUACCAAGGAUGCCCUAUUCCGGGGUGCGACUCGAAAGGACACAUAACUGGUCGCCACGAAACUCAUAGAACGAUCAGUUCCUGUCCUCUUUAUCAUAAUACUACAGCAGAAGAAUGUCGGACAAAAUACAUUUCUCGUCACCGGAGUGACAAUUGUAGAAAUAGGGAGACACGUAGUUCUGCAUCUUCAGAGCAAUCUACUUCUUCUAAGCGAAGUGAUUUGAGAAAAAAUCGCUCUCCUAGGGGCGUUCGGGAAUAUACGGAAGAGAUGAGGGCGGCACAGAUAAAACACCGUCAAGUUCACGAGAACAAUAGAGAACCUCUUUUGUCUGGAAUUUCCUCAUCGAUAGAUCUGGAUAUGUUCAGAGAAGCACAAGCUCUAGCUUGCGAAACAAUUGUACAGGAUCAAGUUGGAGCGCCUGAAAUUCAAUGUUUAACUGAAUACGAUUUAUCAACUCAUUGUCAAUUGAACUCGAAGCAAGAGUAUAGGAUUAAAAAAAUUCAAAUAGGUCAAUGGGAAGUUGAUACGUGGUAUUCAGCGCCUUAUCCAGAGGAAUAUGCUUGCCUCCCCAAAUUAUAUAUUUGCGAGUUUUGCUUGAAGUAUAUGAAAACUUCCAUUAUUGCCGAGCAACAUUCGGCCAAGUGCGAAUGGAAACAUCCGCCUGGUGAUGAAAUAUUCCGGGAUGGAGAUAUAUCAAUUUUCGAGGUUAAUGGAAAAUUUAACAAGAUCUAUUGUCAAAAUUUAUGCUUGUUGGCAAAAUUGUUCUUGGAUCAUAAAACUUUAUAUUUUGAUGUUGAACCUUUCUUAUUCUAUGUAAUGACUGUUUUUGACGAUAGUGGAGGUCAUAUUGUUGGAUAUUUUUCAAAGGAAAAACAGUCUUUUUUAAAUUAUAAUGUUUCUUGUAUCUUGACAAUGCCGUACUUGAUGAGAAAAGGAUAUGGUAAAAUGUUGAUCGAUUUUAGUUAUCUAUUGAGUAAAAUGGAAGAUAAAGUUGGGUCUCCUGAGAGGCCUUUAUCUGAUUUAGGUCUAAUAUCCUAUCGAUCGUAUUGGAAAGAAGUAAUUUUGAAUUAUUUAUUGCGAUUUAGUGGAAAAGAGUUAACUAUUCGAGAUUUAAGUCAGGAAACAGCAAUUCACGCUAAUGAUAUAGUCAGCACAUUACAGGAUUUGGGAAUGUUAAAAUAUUGGAAAGGAAAGCACCUAAUACUAAAACGACAGGCAAGUUUUGUUUAUGAUGUUAUGGAAGAAAUUGAAACUAAAUUGAAAAAUCACAAAACAUUUAAAAGAAUUGACCAAUCAUUCCUUAAAUGGAUUCCACAUAGUCAAAGAUCAUCAAAAGAAGAACAAUGA
This is a messenger RNA of Dimorphilus gyrociliatus, 1935 nucleotides long. The record is from the annotation of a GenBank genome assembly. NCBI's taxonomy places the organism in Eukaryota, Metazoa, Annelida, Polychaeta, Dinophilidae.